CGUUUACUUAGAUCGUCAGCUUAAUAAGAAAUGGAAGUGGGUGACGGGAAUUAAGUCCAAAGGACGUCAUUAAAGAUCUCAUAUUUCAGAGAGAAUGGAUAACCGGGAUUUUUACAAAAUAUUUCGCGGAUUUCUGGGAUUAAACCGAACAGAUCCAGGGUUCCCACCAGACGAGGAUAGAGACAAAGGAGAUAAAUACUCAGAUCAAGAACAUAGAAAUGAUCCAAACUUUCGAAACUUUCAAGUUUUUACAGACCCUUUAGAAAUACACAAAUUUUUUCAACAAGAGAUGGACGAAAUGUUCAGAAACUUUGGAUUUCAACAACACAGACCAUACUUGGAUGAGAAUGAACCCAACCUACCCAGCAUUAGAGAUUUCUCCGAGAAUGAGAACUUGUCGGACAGAGACAUGAUGUUAAAACAGGACGAUAUUUACCACGAUAGAAAGAGAGAUACUGAUUUCGACGAAAAAGAUUUAUCUUCAAACGAUCUAACGGAUAUCUUCAAGAACCCACCUACACAAGAUUCAAGAGAAGGACAAAUACUUAAACCUAGAGACUUCGACGACAGAGCCAACUCUCCUGGAUCUUCUUUUCCCGGGUUUGGAGAUCCUGAAUCUGCUCUGAGAGGGUUCGGUUUUGGUUUCCCAGAUUCGAGAGGGUUCGGUUUUGGUUCUCCGGAUUCGAGAGGUUUUGAUUUUGGUUUUCGGUUUGGUUCUGGUGCCCCGGAGUCAGGGGUACAAACAUUCAGCUACAGCCGAUCCAGCAAGACCAUUCGUCGGCCAGACGGAAGUAUUGAGACAGAAGAACGGUCAAGGAACCCCGAUGGCAGUGAGACAGUAAAAAUCACGAGAAUUGUUGGAGGAGAAAAAGAAGAAACCAUAAUCCAGCAGAACCCUGAUACUCCUGGUUCGGGUCGGAGUGGCAGGGACGGAUUAGUUCAAGAUUUCAAUAUAUUCGAUGGAAUAGACAGGGGCGGAAGAAUCGGAGAAAAUCCAACCGAACCUUCAAUAAUCCCUCCUCCUGCGGAUAAGAAAUAUAGCUCUAUAUUUUCAAAGUUCUUUGGAAAUUAGAAAUUUUAAUUAUAAAUUCUUUUAAAACCUGGGAAUGUUUUUGUUUGCCGCUAUUCCCAACAGUGAUAUAUUUAUACUUGAUAAAUAGCUAAUCUAUGAGCCUAAAAUUAGAACUUAAAUUUUGAUAAAUUUCAGA
This is a messenger RNA of Eurytemora carolleeae, 1208 nucleotides long. RefSeq lists its product as uncharacterized. Lineage: Eukaryota; Metazoa; Arthropoda; Copepoda; Calanoida; Temoridae. Gene Ontology annotation, biological process: regulation of actin filament polymerization; negative regulation of apoptotic process. Bases 95 to 1072 code for a protein of 325 amino acids. Gene Ontology annotation, cellular component: sarcoplasmic reticulum; clathrin-coated vesicle; mitochondrion. The record is from RefSeq and is a predicted model, not a curated record. The transcript has 7 exons.